AAACUUUGCCGCUUUCCAGUGCAUGAACUUGGCUGAGUCACAAGUCCCAAGAGAUGCCACAUUUAGGUGAUCGUCUGCUUUGCCGCGAUAUUCUAAGUAUCAAAAAGGGGAAGUAGUUGAUGCUCUUCUUUCCAAUUGCACUUUGCUUCUUCUUUCUUGUAAGCAGCAGCGACUCCGACUUGUCUCUUUGAUUCCUCUGGAACUUUGUCUAAUUGCCAAUGGAUCUUCUACGACAGUACUUUUGGUUGUGGCUGAUGCUCGCGAUCAUUUUUGUGUGUUUGCUCAUCGGCAUCAUUUUCGCCUUAAUCAACAAGUGCAUCUCCAAGAACGAGAAAGACGGAUCCUCGCAGCGCUACAAAGGCUCCAAGGACAAGUACAGGGAUGACAAAUACCGUGAGCGGAACCAGACUAUUCCGCCCUUGCCCCCUCGCACCCAGUUCGGGUCGGAAGAGGGCCAGAGCUAUGAGAACAUUGCAGAGGUUCCCAACCAAAGACAAAAAACAAUAUCCCAUGACCUACGUGACCAUGAGGAGAACAAGGGCAACCUUCCUGAACAUAUGCAGAUCCAGGACCAGAACCAUGGCAAUCUCCAUGACCAAGUUCAGAACCCGGGAAGACUCCAUAACCAAGAUUGGCACCUCAACAAUGACCACGACCGAGAUUGGAACCCGAAAGACCUCCAAAACCGAGGUCAGAACUUGACCAACUUACAUAAACUCCAUCAGAAGACUGCACCCCCCGACACUCAUGAUUUCACCCUGACCCAUGUCCACAUCCAAGAUCACUACCUGAGCAAUCUCUUGAGCCAAAAUCAGAAUCUAGGCACCCGCCAAAACCAAGAUCAGAACUCCACCCACACCCAAGAUCGCACCCUGAGCAAUCUCCAUCACCAAGAUCAGAACCUGACCCGCCUUCACAACUACGAGCAGAUCCCCGAUGAGCAGCCAGACUAUGUGGAGGUAGAGGAUCAAGACGAAGAAGCGUUCCCUCUGGUUCCAUCGUGCGAGGAGGUGCUGGAGCUGGCGGAAGACACGGCAGAGGACUAUGACGACGUCGAAGACGAAAACCAAGAUGAGAAGGACUACGAUGAUAUUGGUUGAGUCUCCAUUUGGUCAGGGGCCAACGCAAUGAAGAAGAAACUGCCAGACGGUGGCACUGCAAAUUCUAAGCAUUUUUUUUCAUUUGACAGCCACCUGAUAUGUGUUCCAUUGAGGUAUUGACCCAAGAUAAGGUGUUUAUUUCUUCAA
This is a messenger RNA of Hippocampus comes (tiger tail seahorse), 1247 nucleotides long. It is a transcript of the gene scimp, whose product is annotated as SLP adaptor and CSK interacting membrane protein. Gene Ontology annotation, cellular component: tetraspanin-enriched microdomain; immunological synapse; membrane. The record is from RefSeq and is a predicted model, not a curated record. The transcript has 4 exons. NCBI's taxonomy places the organism in Eukaryota, Metazoa, Chordata, Actinopteri, Syngnathiformes, Syngnathidae. Bases 219 to 1100 code for a protein of 293 amino acids.